AUGACUAGUAGCCUAGAAAUGGGAGGUCUUAGAUCCGAAAGAUCUGAUAUCGUUGGCACUAUUAUUGGGAAUGUGAAUGAGUUGAGAGGUGGAAAAGAAAUAAAUACGGAUGGGCUCGCACAAUUACCUACGCGCGGUUGCUUUGGCGACUGCAUAUUAUUUUUUGAUGAGAUUUCCAACGACAAUCAGGAUAUUGACUGA
Molecule: messenger RNA, 201 nt
Organism: Sclerotinia sclerotiorum 1980 UF-70
Lineage: Eukaryota; Fungi; Ascomycota; Leotiomycetes; Helotiales; Sclerotiniaceae
Exons: 1
Coding region: 1-201 (66 amino acids)
Source: RefSeq, a predicted model, not a curated record